Saccharomycodes ludwigii is the source of this 2046-nucleotide messenger RNA. RefSeq names its product acetate--CoA ligase ACS2 (gene ACS2). The transcript has a single exon. Lineage: Eukaryota; Fungi; Ascomycota; Saccharomycetes; Saccharomycodales; Saccharomycodaceae. The record is from RefSeq and is a predicted model, not a curated record. Bases 1 to 2046 code for a protein of 681 amino acids. Gene Ontology annotation, molecular function: acetyl-CoA synthetase activity; AMP binding. Gene Ontology annotation, cellular component: cytosol.
AUGACUAAAGAACACUCUGUCGUCCACGAAGCUCACAAAGUAGCUUUCCGCGAAACACCUGAACAUUUCUACAAAUCUCAACCAGCCAAGGGUUAUAUCACUUCUCCAGCUGAAUACGAAAAAAUGUAUAAACAGUCUAUUGAAGAUCCAGAGGGAUUUUUCGGUCCAAUGGCCAGAGAAUACUUGCAUUGGGAUAGAGAUUUUACCAAAGUUUUGUCUGGUUCCUUGUCAAAGGGUGAUAUUGCUUGGUUUUUAAACGGUGAACUAAACGCAUGUUACAAUUGUGUUGAUAGACAUGCAUUUGCAAACCCAAACAAACCGGCUAUUAUUUAUGAGGCAGAUGAUGAAAGCGAUAACAAAGUUAUAACUUUUGGUGAAUUGCUGGAAGAAGUUAGUAAAGUUGCUGGGGUUUUAAAAAGUUGGGGAGUUCAAAAAGGUGACACAGUUGCUGUUUACUUACCAAUGACUCCACAAGCUGUUAUUGCCAUGUUAGCUGUUGCUCGUUUGGGUGCUAUUCAUUCUGUUAUUUUUGCUGGGUUUUCUGCUGGUUCUUUAAAAGACCGUGUAGUUGAUGCUGGUUGUAAAGUUGUUAUUACCUGUGAUGAAGGUCGUAGAGGUGGUAAAACCGUUAAUAUUAAGAAAAUUGUCGAUGAAGGUUUGAAUGGGGUGGAACAUGUUUCUCAUAUUCUUGUUUAUAAAAGGACCGGUUCUCCAAAGAUUCCUAUGACACCAGGUAGAGAUUAUUGGUGGAAUGAAGAAACCGAAAAGCAAAGAGGGUAUAUUCCACCAGUUCCAAUUAAUGCCGAGGAUCCUUUAUUCUUACUAUACACAAGUGGUUCUACUGGUUCUCCUAAGGGUGUUGUUCAUACUACUGGUGGCUAUUUAUUAGGAGCCGCUUUAACCACCAGAUAUGUUUUCGAUAUACAUCCUGAGGACGUAUUGUUUACUGCAGGUGAUGUUGGUUGGAUUACCGGCCAUACCUAUGCUUUAUACGGACCAUUGUGUUUAGGUACGGCCACCAUUAUUUUUGAAUCCACACCAGCUUACCCAGAUUAUGGUAGAUAUUGGAGAAUUAUCGAGCGUCACAAAGCUACACAUUUCUAUGUUGCACCAACUGCUAUGAGAUUGAUCAAGCGUGUUGGUGAAGCCGAAAUCGCCAAAUAUGACACUUCUAGUUUAAGAGUUUUAGGUUCCGUUGGUGAACCAAUAUCCCCUGAUUUAUGGGAAUGGUAUCAUGAAAAGGUUGGUAACAAGAACUGUGUCAUUUGUGAUACUAUGUGGCAAACAGAGUCUGGAUCACAUUUGAUUGCUCCAUUGGCUGGUGCUGUUCCAACUAAACCAGGUUCAGCUACCGUUCCAUUUUUCGGUGUGAAUGCUUGUAUUAUUGACCCUGUUAGUGGUAAAGAGCUAAAAGGUAAUGAUGUUGCUGGUGUCUUAGCUGUCAAAUCGCCAUGGCCUUCUAUGGCUAGAUCUGUUUGGAAUAACCAUUCCCGUUACAUGGAGACUUAUUUGAAGCCAUAUCCAGGUUAUUAUUUCACCGGUGAUGGUGCUGGUAGAGAUCAUGACGGUUACUACUGGAUUAGAGGUAGAGUUGAUGAUGUUGUCAAUGUUUCUGGUCAUAGAUUAUCUACAUCUGAAAUUGAAGCUGCUAUUGGUGAACACCAAGCUGUUUCUGAGUGUGCUGUUGUGGGUAUCCCAGAUGAAUUGACUGGCCAAACCGUUGUCGCUUAUGUUUCUUUGAAGGAAAAUGCCUUAAAAGAUGCUGAUGGAGAUGAGGAAACUAAUCCAGAUGUCUUGCGUCGUGAAUUGAUUAUGCAAGUUAGAGGUGAAAUUGGGCCAUUUGCUGCUCCAAAGACCAUUAUUUUGGUUGAUGAUUUACCAAAAACUAGAUCCGGUAAAAUUAUGAGAAGAGUCUUAAGAAAGAUUGCCUCUAAUGAGGCUGAAGAAUUAGGUGACUUAUCUACUUUAGCUAAUCCAGAUGUUGUUCCAAAGUUAUUAACUGCGGUGGAAACUCAAUUUUUCGCUUUAAAGAAUAAAAAGAAAUAA